AUGGAACAUGCUAUCAAACUCUUUUUCAAAAGAAGUAUGCUUCUGAGGAAUAUUGACACCACUGGCAACAGUCAAAACAACAAGACUCCAGUAGACAUUAAUCUGUCAAUGGAUAAAGAGAGUAGUGUUCUAUUGGUGUUUUCAGAUGCCAAUUGGGGUGCAUACACUAGAUCUUAUAUCAUGUCUAUCAACUACUUACUAGACUCAGUUAUUUUCCAAAACUUAGAGCUCACACAGAAUCUGAUCAUAAAGAGACAUAGUACAUGA
Suillus bovinus is the source of this 267-nucleotide messenger RNA. RefSeq lists its product as uncharacterized. The coding region runs from base 1 to 267 and encodes 88 amino acids. The transcript has a single exon. Lineage: Eukaryota; Fungi; Basidiomycota; Agaricomycetes; Boletales; Suillaceae. The record is from RefSeq and is a predicted model, not a curated record.